GAAAGAAUGCCCUUUGUGCAUUUGCCUCCGUCUCGAAACAACGCCAGACCAGAAACAAUGAGCGAUUCGCUGAACCCUCCGCUUUCUUAUGAAGCCUCCGCUACAACUACCCAUCGCCAUGUUGCAACUACCCUCCCACCGGAGGUUUCAUCGUGCCUCAAGAACUCCCGCUUCCUUCACUUAGCAACAUGUGAUGGCCUCACUCCACACAUUUCCCUAAUGUCCUACACAUAUCUGCCCUCAACACCCUUCGAUCCGUACCCCACGAUUAUCAUGACCACCAAUUCCUCGUCUCGGAAGACCACUCAUCUACAGACGAACCCACGAGUCUCGCUACUAGUACACGAUUGGGUGUCACAUCGUCCGCCUACCCGUGCUUCAAACCCCGGGAAUACUCGCGAUGGAUCACCUCCACCCGCAGCAACCCGGUCCUCUCUGGCUAGUCUGCUACUGAACCUCAACACGAGUGCGCUGUCCAGCAUUUCCACUACUAUUACGGGGGAAGCUCGCUUUUUGCAGCCGAAUUCCGAGGAGGAAACAUGGUGUAAAGAGAGACACUUGGAAAAUAACACAUUCGAGGAAGAAAUGAGCACUUUUGGCCAGGCACAGCAACCUGGUCAGCGCCGGCCCAGUCUUUCAAUUGACGAUGAUGUCCGAGUCAUCACCAUCCGGGUGCGCGAGGGCCGACUGGCUGAUUGGAAAGGAGGCGUGCGAGAUUGGCUUGUCGUCCAAGAGGGCGAAGAAGGGCCCGACGAAACCACUCCUAACGGUGUCGUACUGUAGGAGCUUCGUGCUCUAUUUGGAUUGUUCCUUAUAUGUCCGAUGAUCUAUGGAUCUUAUAUGUAUUGAAAAUAAAAGAGCAUUCAAGUCU
Aspergillus nidulans FGSC A4 is the source of this 871-nucleotide messenger RNA. RefSeq names its product pyridoxamine 5'-phosphate oxidase family protein. Bases 7 to 783 code for a protein of 258 amino acids. The transcript is spliced from 2 exons. NCBI's taxonomy places the organism in Eukaryota, Fungi, Ascomycota, Eurotiomycetes, Eurotiales, Aspergillaceae. The record is from RefSeq and is a predicted model, not a curated record.